This is a messenger RNA of Malurus melanocephalus (red-backed fairy wren), 2364 nucleotides long. RefSeq names its product arylsulfatase G (gene ARSG). Gene Ontology annotation, molecular function: arylsulfatase activity. Lineage: Eukaryota; Metazoa; Chordata; Aves; Passeriformes; Maluridae. Bases 733 to 2352 code for a protein of 539 amino acids. The record is from RefSeq and is a predicted model, not a curated record. The transcript has 12 exons.
AGCAGGGGAGCCGGGCCCCCGCGCCGCGCCGCCGGAUGGCUCCGGCACUUCCACUUCAUUUAUUCUGCCGGGCUUUGCCCAGCCCUGCUCGGCAUGUGAAAUGUUUUCUCUGAAAGAACCAGCAGCGAGAUGGGUGAAAAACAUUCUCCUGUCCCAGGAGCUGGCAGGAAUCCUGGUAAAUCUGCAGAAGGGAUGCUGUAGCUGUGCCUGGUGAAGGACGGACUGACAGAACCCCGGCAGUUUUUUUUCUCCUCYCGGAGGCCGAGGGGCUCGAGUCUGCAGGGAAGGAGCCGUUUUUGGACACAAACAUCCCCCCGGCUGCGGCGAGGGGAGAGGAGCCGCCGCCGCCGCCGCGGAUCGAACCCGCUCCUGCAGGGGAAAACACCGCUUGGGUUUGGUGUCUAAUUAGAUAUUUACCAGGAAGGAAGGAAAGAUAUAAAUAGGGUGACAGUGACUUCAAAGGGUGUUUUUUGACUUCUAAGAAUAACACCUUYGCUGGCGCCGAUUUCGGGAAUAUCAGCCGUGCCGGGGUGCGAAAGRCGGAGGAGGUGUCGCAGCUCGGUCGGCAGCCAAGGGAGCAAACGCUGACCCCCGGCCCCACGGCAGCAGCUGAGGAAGGAAGGGACAGAGCCCUGGAAAGCUCAGCUGCGUCCACAGGGGCACAGCAGAGGGAAUCUGGGGUGGACGAAGCCGCCGGUGCCGCAGCGGGGGCGGGAGGGGACGUGUGGCACCAUGGGGACAGUGACAGUGUCCCUGUCCCUGUGGGCAGUGCUGGCGCUCGCCCUGGGGCUGCUGGGGCUCUGGGCUCCCUGUGUGCUGAGCGAGCAGCCCAAUUUCAUCGUCAUCCUGGCCGAUGAUGUAGGGUGGGGGGAUCUGGGGGCCAACUGGGCAGARACCAAGGAGACCCCGCACUUGGAUCAGAUGGCUGCCGAAGGGACCAGGUUCGUGGAUUUCCACUCAGCUGCCUCCACGUGCUCCCCAUCCCGCGCCUCGCUGCUCACGGGGCGCCUGGGYGUGCGCAACGGGGUCACCCACAACUUCGCCAUCAGCUCUGUCGGGGGCCUCCCCCUCAACGAGACCASCCUGGCCGAGGUCCUGCGGGGGGCUGGCUACACCACGGGGGCCGUAGGCAAGUGGCACCUGGGACACCACGGCCACCACCACCCCAAYUCCCGCGGCUUCGACUACUACUAUGGGRUCCCCUACAGCCACGACAUGGGCUGCACGGACAGCCCUGGCUACAACGUGCCCCCGUGCCCGCCCUGCCCGCGGCGCGGCACCGCCGGCAGCAGGGUGGCGAGGAAAGGCUGUUACACGGAGRUCGCCCUGCCCCUCCUGGAGAACGCCACCAUCGUGGAGCAGCCCGUGCAGCUCGGCAGCCUGGCCAUGCGCUACGCGGAGGCGGCGGAGCGCUUCAUCCAGCGGGCCAGUGACAGCGGCCGCCCCUUCUUCCUCUACCUGGCCCUGGCCCACAUGCACGUCCCGCUGACCCCUCCGCUGCCCCCCGCUCCGGGCAGGGGCAUCUACGGAGCCACCCUGGGCGAGAUGGACGCGCUGGUGGGACGGGUCAAGGAGCUCGCUGACCGCCAGGGCAAGGGCAGCACGCUGCUCUGGUUCACAGGUGACAACGGCCCCUGGGCACAGAARUGUGAGCUGGCAGGACGCCUGGGGCCGUUCGUGGGUGCCUGGCAGAGGCAGCGAGGUGGGAGCUCGGCGAAGCAAACCACCUGGGAAGGCGGGCACAGGGUGCCAGCGCUGGUUUACUGGCCCGGCCGUGUCCCUGCCGGGAGGACRAGCCAUGCCCUGCUCAGCGUCCUGGACAUCUUCCCCACGCUGGUGGCCCUGGCUGGGGCGGCGCUUCCCCCGCACCGGUGCUUCGAUGGCGUGGAUGUGUCCCCAGUUCUCUUUGGCUGGUCGGAUGUGGGGCACAAGGUUCUGCUGCACCCCAACAGCGGCGCAGCCGGCAAGGUGGGAGACAUCGAGGCGCUGCGGCUGGCUCAAUACAAAGCCUUCUACACCACGGGAGGGGCCCUGGCCUGUGAUGGCAGCACGGGACCGGCACAGCGGCACCACCCACCCCUCAUUUUCAACCUGGACCGCGACGUGGGGGAACAGGAACCUCUGGACACGGCGUCCAGGGAGUACCAGGAGGUGCUGCCGGCCAUCAGCAGAGCCUACAGCCARGCCCUGCUGGACAUUGCAGCAGACAACAUCUCUGUGGCUGAUUACUCGCAGGAUCCGGCUGCCAUCCCCUGCUGCGAUGUCCUKCACGUGGGCUGCCGGUGCCACGGGGCUCACAAAGACAUUGAUCUUCCCCACGUGGAAAAGAGAACCCCACAGCUUUGUGUUUAAUCAAAGAAUUGC